AUCACGUUGUCAAGCGAAAGCUGUCUAAAUUUCGUAAUAUUUUCUAGAUUGUUUUUUUUUUCCCAUACACUGAGUGAAAAGCGCGAGAAGCGCAAGCCAACGUAUUAGGACAAUGUCGUGGCUUUUGGGCAGGAACCGCCAACAGCCGCAGCCGGAUCAGACCGCCGGCUUUUCGGAUGGAGGAGGAGCUGCCGAUCCGGAGGGCAGGACGGCCGGCGAAAAGUCCGGGGAUUCGCAACUGAGCCGGGCGGAGCGCAAAGCCAUGGAAGCGUACCGCUUCGAUUCGUCGGCGCUGGAACGUGCAGCGGAUGCUGCCAAAACCCUGGAGCGUUCAAAACACGCCCGGGAGGCCCUCGAGCUGUCCAAGAUGCAGGAGGCCACCCGGCAAACGGAGUACAACACCAAGGUCAAGGAGUACGAGGCUCAUAUCGAGCAGGCCAAGGUCGAGCAGAAGCGCAUCGACCACGAGGAGCGCCGCAAAACUCUCAUCGAGGAGACUAAGCAGCAGCAGCAGCGUGCCCAGUACCAGGAUCAGCUGUCCCGCAAGCGGUAUGAGGAUCAGCUGUUGCAGCAGCAGCGGGUACAGGAGGAAAACCUGCGCAAGCAGGAGGAGAGCGUCCAGCGCCAAGAGGCCAUGCGGCGCCAGACCAUCGAGCACGAGAUCGAGAUGAAGGAGAAGAACCGGCUUAAGCUUCUGGAACACGAGUUGCGGGCCAAGGCUCGAGUGGAUCGCGAGAACCGGGAUAUCAAUUUGGAGAAGAUCCGUCUCAAGGCGCAGGAGCAUCGAACAACCGUACUGGAGGGCAUCAAAACCGCCGGUACUGUCAUCGGUGCCGGUGCUGAGGCUAUGCUCACCGACUGGGACAAGGUGCUGACCGCCGCCGGAGGACUUUCGUUGUUGGCCCUGGGUGUGUACACGGCCAAGGGCGCCACCGGAGUGGUCUCUCGAUAUGUGGAGGCGCGCAUUGGUAAACCUACGUUAGUUGGCGAGACAUCCCGCUUUGCUUUCCUGGACGCCCUUAAGAACCCGCUGCACUACCUGAAGAGGCUGCGCGCCAAGCCGACCGAUGCCCUGCAGGGCGUUGUGCUAAAUCCGAAGCUGGAGGAACGGCUUCGUGACAUUGCCAUCGCCACAAAGAACACACGUAUCAACAGGGGCAUGUACAGGAACGUUUUGAUGCACGGCCCACCAGGAACGGGCAAGACCAUGUUCGCCAAGAAGCUGGCCGAGCACUCUGGCAUGGACUUUGCCAUCAUGACCGGUGGCGAUGUGGCGCCCAUGGGCAAGGAGGGCGUAACCGCCAUCCACAAGGUGUUCGACUGGUCGCACACCUCACGCCGCGGACUGCUGCUCUUCGUGGACGAAGCGGAUGCAUUCUUACGCAAACGUUCUUCUGAGAAAAUCUCGGAGGACCUGCGUGCGGCCCUGAACGCCUUCCUGUACCGUACUUCCGAGCAGAAUCCCAAGUUCAUGCUUGUGUUGGCCUCCAACACUCCAGAGCAGUUUGAUUAUGCCAUCAACGAUCGUCUGGACGAGAUGGUGGAGUUCACGCUGCCUGGCCUGGAGGAACGGGAACGCCUCUUGCGCCUGUACUUCGACAAAUAUGUGCUGCAGCCGGCCGCGGCGGGUGCCAAGCGGUUCAAGCUGGACACCUUUGAUUACGGAAAGACGUGUUCGAAGAUGGCAGCUCUGUGCGAGGGUAUGUCGGGUCGAGAAAUCUCCAAGCUGGGCGUGUCCUGGCAGGCGGCAGUCUAUGCCUCCGAGGAUGGUCUGCUCACCGAGAAGAUGGUCCUGGACAGGUGCUACUCCGCUGCCCAGCAGCAUAAGCAGAAGAUGGCCUGGCUUUCGGAUCAGGAGCGUGCUGAUCACAAAUCCAUCACAGGCACAGCUGCCCCACCCCUCACCCUAACUGCCAACAAACUGUAAAGCGCGGAGGAGCCGAUGCUGAAGUAGAUGCAACCUGCAUUCAAAACUUGUUUAGUUUUCUAAUCACUUAACUUUAAGUUGGUACGCACAGGGCUUUAUCUUACUAACGACCACCAACCAGCAGCCGAGACACCAAAAUAGUGCAUAUCGGUUACGUGUAUGCAUUUAACAGCCUGUACAUAAUCGUUGGCGGGAAGAUGUGUUCGUCUAUAUAUGCAAUUAAGUUUGACCCACAGAUAAUUGUAUUAUAAGCCUACAUUCACUGUCUCAGUAGAAUAUACAAUAAGAGGUAUAUAUUUUAACUGCUGUCGUUGCAUUUCGUAUGUUAAAGCUUUGGACGUAGACUGUAAAUUGACUUCGGUCGCGCCAGCACUGUGAGAGAUUUAUAUUAAACUUCUCGCUGGCUCUUCCACCAAUUUCACUUGUCCGCAGUGUUUUCCUAUAUAUGAGUAUGAAGUAAAUAUAUAUAAAUUACCUGUUA
Molecule: messenger RNA, 2408 nt
Organism: Drosophila mauritiana
Lineage: Eukaryota; Metazoa; Arthropoda; Insecta; Diptera; Drosophilidae
Gene: bor
Product: ATPase family AAA domain-containing protein 3A homolog
Exons: 5
Coding region: 113-1927 (604 amino acids)
Biological process (GO): mitochondrion organization
Cellular component (GO): mitochondrion
Molecular function (GO): ATP binding; zinc ion binding; ATP hydrolysis activity
Source: RefSeq, a predicted model, not a curated record